Messenger RNA from Microdochium trichocladiopsis, 789 nucleotides. RefSeq lists its product as uncharacterized. NCBI's taxonomy places the organism in Eukaryota, Fungi, Ascomycota, Sordariomycetes, Xylariales, Microdochiaceae. Gene Ontology annotation, cellular component: precatalytic spliceosome; U4 snRNP; U12-type spliceosomal complex. Gene Ontology annotation, biological process: spliceosomal snRNP assembly; RNA processing. Gene Ontology annotation, molecular function: RNA binding. The record is from RefSeq and is a predicted model, not a curated record. The transcript is spliced from 3 exons. The coding region runs from base 299 to 682 and encodes 127 amino acids.
AAGCAGCAGCAGUCGUUAGCAUCGCACGACAACGCCGUCGCUCGCAUCGCAAACACCACGGCAGGCACGAGAUCGCCCUUUUUCCGCCGACAUCCGCCAUAAACUGAAGAUAUCGACAGUAGAUAUCCCCCAACUGUCAGGCAACACUGGGACGAAUUGACCCAGCAGGCCAGUCCAUUCUUGCGCAGACCGACUUUCACGACCUGCCCACACACGCACGCACACGCACUUGAUCACCCACACACCCCCAAAGUUUACGAAAGUCGCGGUCGCCCAAGGCCCGCACACAGCCGACACCAUGAAGCUCGUCAGGUUUCUUAUGAAGUGCGCGAACGAGACGGUGACGAUUGAGCUCAAGAAUGGCACCAUUGUCCACGGCACAAUCACCUCGGUGUCCCCGCAGAUGAACACGGCGCUCAAGACGGUCAAGAUGACGUCGCGCGGCCAGGACCCCAUCACCCUCGACACCAUGAACAUCCGCGGCUCCAUGAUCCGCUACUUCAUCCUGCCGGACUCGCUGCCGCUCGACACGCUGCUCAUCGACGACUCGGUCAAGCCCAAGAACAAGGCCCGCAAGGAGGUCGCCGACAAGGCCGGCGGUCGCGGCGGGCCACGGGGUCGCGGCAGGGGACGCGGCGGCGGCAGGGGUCGUGGCGGCGGUGGUUUCCGGGGCAGGCCGUAAAUCGAAUCAUGUUUGGUCAGAUUUUGAGAGGAGGCUUUGAGGUUUCGGCAAUGAACGUAAUUUUUCUGGAUUUGCUCAGAUGGAUGGAUGGAUGGAUGGAUGGAUGG